Molecule: messenger RNA, 8371 nt
Organism: Cygnus olor (mute swan)
Lineage: Eukaryota; Metazoa; Chordata; Aves; Anseriformes; Anatidae
Exons: 6
Coding region: 1864-2706 (280 amino acids)
Source: RefSeq, a predicted model, not a curated record
CUUGCUGGGCUGUAAGCAGCAGCAGCAGCAGCAUAGACCUUAGCUUUGAGGGUUGUAAUGGGGGAGGAAUAGUUUGGCUUUUUGUAGUUUUUUUUUUCCCCUUUCUUCUCUCUCUUUCUCUCUCUUUUUUUUUUUUUUUUCGUCCCCUUCGUUAUAUCUUUCUUCCUUAAAGGUCAAAAAUCACUUGGGAGCUUUGGUCUAAGUGAGUGAGAGGAGGCUGUGGGUUUUGGUGCUUGCAAGAGCAGGCUGUAGUUCUAAAUGGAAACUGGAGAGGGCUCCAGCGUUCCGGAAGCUUUCUGCAAUCCUUUGGGCCUGAGCUUGAAACAGUGUUUAAAAAAAAUGAAUACUGCCUCAGCUUCAGAAAGUGGAUCAUAUUCCACAAACCACUCAAGGCCCUUUUUUUAUGCGCAGCCAACAGCACAACAACCUUUUCCAAGUCCAUGGUACCUCAGCCAUGCAUAUAAUCCAUACUGCGUACCUGGCACUAGGUUUCCGCAGUGGGCAUCCAUAUUUUCCAUUUUAUUCUGUGGCACUCCAUGAGUACCCUGGAUUCCUUGUUCCACAGCAUCCAGUGCAUGCAAGAAUCAACAGAAGGUCUUAUUUUAAUGCUCCCCCAUCCUCUCCUAUGUUUUAUCAUGCAACCCGAUUUAGACACUAUAGUACCCCUGGGAAAAAAACGGAGACAAAAGAAACACAGACUGAUCCUAGACAGCCUGAAAACAAGCAAAAAAAGCAUCAAGAUACCCGUACAGAAACGAAAGGUUGUGAUGCAGGAAAUAUGGCCUGUGUUUCUUCUGGCAUAGGUACAGAGACUGAAAGUACUUCAGAGAAGCAAGAUUCAUCUGGAUCUUCCAUUGUGGUAGACAGGGAGUUUCAUAAUAGUCCUUCCAGCUCUACACAGUAUAGAAAUCUUCCUACUGGAAGCUAUGCCUUUGAGAAGGAAGAGGUGAGAAUAGAAUAUGGAAAUGGCUCUCCAGCUAUUCAACUAUGGAAGUCCUUUAAAGAAACUAUUCCUUUGUAUGAUGUGUCAAGUGGUAAACCAGUCCCAGAGAACAUAGUGCAGCGUGAUUUAUUUUCUGUUAGCUCAUGUGAAGGGAUGAUAUAUGGCCCUCAUGAAGGGGAGAAAUUGGUGCCAGGAACUUACCUAGAUGAGAGAAAAGCUGUUCUCUCUUCAAAACAGGGUGUUGAAACCAUGCAAGAAAAAGAGGUCCAAAAUAAUGAAGUGAAGCUGGAUGUGGAAAAGCAGGUGACCACAAGUCAGCGGGCAAAAUCUCCUCCAGGCGAAGCCAUGGCAGUGCAAAUAGCAGAACUGGCAAGAUCUGUUAGCAUAGAUCAGCCAGUGGUAAGACAGGAUGUGUUAGUAGCUAAGAAAUCUAGCUCUAAAAGAUCCACAGGCUCAAAAACCUCUCAAGAAGAGUCUAGUCUUAUUCAACAAGCAGGACUACUUCCAUCUAGUAUGGAGGUAAUGAGUGACUUGAGUUUUCAGCAAAAGAAACUGAAUCUAAGCCACAGUGCAACCAAUGAAAGUCAAACUGAUAGAAGUAUUUGGUGUGAAGAAUCAGUAGAGAAGUAUGUUCCUUCUAACAGUUGGCUGGCUUGUCUGGACAACAUGGACACAAACUACAACUACGAUGUGUGUUUGCCACAAAGAAAACGUCAAAGUGUACUCAGUCUUUCUUCUGAUGACAUGUCCUCUAGAGAGGAUGGCUCAUCAUUGAUAAUGCCCCAGUGUCUUAUUUUGUACCUGACUAUGUGCUUCAGAAAAGCACGUAUACUUUCCAGAAAAGUACAGAGGGCUUGGAGAAGGAGAAAAUUAAAAGUGGUGGGUCCCUCAAUGAAGAUGAAGUGGUAGGAAGGGAGCAGAUGAACGGUUUGGAUGGCCAAGAUGUCAAAAACUCAACUAUGAAGAUUAAAGAGUCUUCCAGUAUAGGUAAAAGGCUGGGAGCCCUUCCUAGAUCUUCUAGUUGGAAAAAAAUCUGUUCUCUCAAGAAAAAAGCUGCUAAGAGUUUACCAGAAGUGGAGGACUCAGAAGAAUACUCUGCGCAGGGAGAAGAGGAGGAUGAAGAGGAUGAGGAUGAUGAUGAUGAUGUGGAUGAAAUAGAAUAUUUCUUUCAAGAAGCUGCUCCGUAUGGAAUCUUGACGCCGAGUAAAGGAAACCUCUACCGACAAGUUGGCCAGAGGGUGCUUUGGAAACCACCUAAAAAUGCUAUUCCAGCUCACUUAAUUAGCUGGCCUGCUCAGGAGAAAAUAAAAACUAGGAGUGGGCUUGGUGAAAACAUUGGUGUAGUUUACAAGCCAAAGGAGAAAGAACAAGAUGAAGCUGUAUAUAGUGACUAUGGGUAUUAUGGAAGAAAGAGGCCAAUGGCAAGAAGAGAAGGGCUUGAACAUAAGCGAAUGCUACAGAAAGUCUUGGGAGGAAGACUGUUAAGGGAAAGCAUGGGGAUACCACCUGAAGAAUUUUGGAUUAGAAGCGGUGCUAAACCCAAAGUUAUUGGCCGAGUACAUGGUAGUCUCUCACCCCAAGCCAUGAGUAAAGAACAAGGGUGCCCGCCUCUGGUUAAACCCAAGAAGAAAAGAAUAGGCAAGCCCCCAUUAAAACGCAGAGGCACAAGAUGUGAGGUGGAAGAAGUAGAAGUGUGGGAGAUGCCUAAAAGCAGUGUACGCAAAGGGCGUGGAACAAGAAGGUCCCUCUAUAAGAGAAGAUAACUGCAAAUAUUGGGGCAGGAGGGGAAGCAAAUGUAUCAGAGGUUUGCGUAAACAUAACUCUAUUUUGUAAGUUGCUGUGCACUCUUGAAGGGUAAGAACUGCCAUACAUCUUACAGUGCUGCUAUUAAAAUGGAAUGAAGUAUUUAACACUAAACUGUCACCUUUUGUAACUAACGUCCACUAUUUAAUAAAUUUAAUAGAAGUGCAUUUUGAGGCUUGUAUUCCAUCUAUACAUGGAAACAAAACCCUUUUGAUAGGGAUAUAUGUGCAUGUCAGUUAUUGCUGCCCUGUUAAGCUUUGUAGGAUUGUGUGUCAUCUCAUCGCAUAGUCAGUUUGUAUGAUGUGGAAAUAGCUGCAAGACUCACUUCUAUCACCUGGAUUUUUGGCUGGAUUUGUUUUUGGAAGUGUAAAGAAUGUAGUUAAAGCUUUACCAAGUCAAGCACUGACUUAAAACUUCAAGGCAUUUCCUCAGAUCUUACUCUUUAAAGGCAUGGUUGGAGGACUAAAACUAAAGCACUGAACUGAUGUGAUGCUUCCCACUGCUUCUCUUCUUUUUCUGUGGAUCUCUGUGGAGACCCUUGUGAGCUCCCUAUGGAGGCUCUGACCUGGAGAAAUGGACUUUGGAGGCGAAACAGGAGUCAUCCCUAACAAGUAAGGGAAUAGGGCACACCACUGUGACUUAAAAAUAAAAUAAAAAAUGGCACCUUACUACACAAAUGUCUCCAUAGAACCAAAACAAUAAAACUAGGUCUAUUGUUGACCUAUCUAUUCAUAACCAAAAUAGGUUGAUCAUAGCACGAAAACACUGGGGCUUUUUUCACAGCUAAGAAAGUUAGUAUCACCAUGUGAGAAGAAACAUGACACUACCAUUUUUGUAAGAUUACCAAAUAAAGUGACAUUGUGAGUAAAGAAGAUGAGAAAAAUGUAUGAACAAGAGAGAAAGGGGAGGAGAGAAUGGGUGAAUAAGACUUGCCUUUUGCUUUUUCUCCCCAUGCUCUUACUUGAUUUGUGCCUUAAAAUUACCUGCAGAGAUGAAGUAGUGUCUCCUGUGAUGAUGAUCAAGUUGUGUGCAUGCCUGUUACUGGUCUGAUCUGUACCAGGUGACACUGGUUCACCCUGGUGAGGGGUACUGAGGCAUCCCUCUCCUACUCAAUUGACCCUUGACUGUUGUUUCUAAUAGUACUUGUGGGAACUUAUUAAAGAGCUUCUGUAAUUAUAGCCUUUACCUCAAGCUAUUACUGAAAGGAUCUGUAUUAGCACUGUAGUUUUUUCUCUGCCUUAAGCACCAAAAGAAAAUAAGGAAUACAAACUCAUAUUUAGCUCUUACAGUGCCCAAAACAUCUAUUUGUAUCAAUGUCAAAGAGUAAAUGGAGGGACAGAAUUUCUUCAGGCAAUGAGCUUUUUAAUACUACUCCUGCUCUGAAAAAUGUAGGACUUCUCUUAGAUACCUAACAGAGGAAUCUACAGCUCUUGGAGGGGAUACAUUAUUCUGGUGGGAGGAGUGAGGAAUAGUCUCCAAGUGAAAGCCUAAGUGACAACAUAGGAGUAAUCCUCAGCUGUAGCUGAGACCUUUUAGGUAAGGGCUAACACUUUUCCCUGAACUUGAGCCCACCUUUGGGGUUGAAUACUAAGUUACUUCUGCUGGCAGAUUUAACUCUAUUCUUUUUGCCUGGUAGUGGAAUACUCAUUACCUGACAGGUAGAAGGCACACUUCUUUUUUCUUUUUUUCGGAGUGGCUAAUAUUCCAGAAGCACUCCAAAAAAUUAUGCUAAUCCAUCCUUUCACAAGUCUUGCAGCAGUCAGUGUGCUUUCUACCUAGAUAUAAGCAGCAAUUUAGGGCUGGGUGAUGCUAGAUCCCAGAAAGAUGUGAGGGAGUAGCGGUAGGGAGAGUUUAGACUGCUGUAGUCUGAAAGUGCUAUUAGUUUUUCUGAAGUUUGGUGUGCUCUACUCUGCCAGUACUAGUACUGGGGCCUUAAAACUGUAUCUUCUGCUUGACCUUUUAUUCAGUCAGUAGACAGUGGACUGCAUCUGAAGUCAACUGGCUUAUGACUAUUUAAUAUUCCAGUGGGUAAGAUGGCCAUGAUUUAGAAAGGUUGCAAACUAUGAACUGUACUUUAAAAGGCUGUCAAUUAAAGUCCAGGCUCUUCUAGUUCAGCCAAGUAACUAUCCUGUGAUGUAAGAUUUCACUUUUGGUUAUAGUUGCACAUACGUGUCAGUUUUUUCUUCUUCCCUAUGAAGGUAGAUUGCCCAGUGAUGAGUAACUGCAGUGCUGGCAGUAUUGUAUUGCCUUUAAAGUUUUCAAAUGUCUUCGACAAUAUCUACUGUAAUAUCUACUGUAGGAACAUCUGAAGAAUCUAUUUACUUCUUGGCAAAGCAGUGAAAAACAGUAGGGGCCUCUGAAACUGCCAAACUGAGUGUUUUGUUGGACAGACCGACUGACUGACUCAGAAUUUCUAAAUCAUUAUUUGUAGCUAACUACAACUUCUGUUGCAAAGUGGGUGGAGUGUAACGCUCAAAUGGUGCCCAUGGUUAUGUUGGCUUAUCAGAUUUUAAUUCUGUAUUUUACUUUUAGAUUUGGUAGCAUGUGUGGCAUAAAGCAUUCCUUCUUAGUGUCCUGUCUUCUGCCUUAUGUUUAAGAAGAUUAAUUAUAGGUCUUUCUAUUAAAACAAUGUAAGACUGGCAGGAGCUAAUGGCAAAAAUAGUCAUUGCAUGCUAACCAUAAGCAUACCAAGGAAAAACAAAUUACUGUUUUUAAAAAACAGACAAAACAAGCACAAGUCCUCAGAUUCCCUGAGUGACUCACUGUCAUUGGCCAUCUCAGUGGAGACUAAAACCAGAGUCAUUUUGUGGCCAAAAAAAAUGUAUAUUCUUGAAGUUCUUUCUGAAAUGAAGAAUUUGGAGUAUUAAGAUAAUCAGACCUAGAUGCUGGAAAUCAUCAGUGGCAACUGUAUUGCCAGCAAGGUAUGUUGUAGCUGCACUUCACCUUUGUUUAGAUUCAUGGGUUUACAGUUAUGCUACUGUUACCACUGAAAUUUCAAUAUAAACUUCAAAUAGAAAUAUAUUUCUACAAAGAAAGCAGUCACCAGGAACUUUCGCUCUUUGAACAAAUAGUUGAAUGGUUAAGAUUUAAAACACAAGUCUAAUCAGUCUUUCAAGAGUAUAGUUUUCUAUUCUGCUUUCUGGGAAUACUCCGUAGAAUCAUUUUCCAUUAAUAAAAAUGGGUGUUGGAAUUCCUCUAGUCUACAUAUUUCUUAAAGACCUGGAGUCUCUUACAUGCUAGCUUUGGCACAGCUUAAAAUGUUAAGUGGUUAAAUGAAUCAUGUUUCCCAGUAUUCUCAUAUGGGUUGCUAGUCACUGCUAUUAGAAACCUUACAGUAUUGAGACUAUGCUAACUUUUUAACUUUGAAAUUGCCUCUACUUUUAUGAGUUUGAGUAGAGACCUACUAAAAUUCUUAUGUAUGGGAUAUUCCAGAUCUUCAAAACUAAGAAUGAUGUGGGGGAAAAUGAACGGGAAUCAGUUGUUCACAUAUCCUUCAGUAUAAGAACUAGGGGCCAUGAAAUGAAACUAGUAGGGAACAGCUUGAAAGCAAGUGAUGUUUCUUUGCUAAUUAAUACUUAUCCGCAUAACUAAUCUGUGGAGGUUUCCUGCUGAAGGAAACAGUUUUGACAAGCGUCUGGAUGUAAAAGAAACUAGGCUACUAAAUAAAAUAUCAUCUGUGAUUGAAAGUACCCAUGCUACAAGCAAUAGAGGCUUUUUUUUUGAUGAAAUAAAUACCAGUCCUAUUUGCCCUGCUCUGUUGCUUAAGCAUCCACUAUUGACCACGAGUGGAGGAAGAUACUAGGUUAAACAGAUGUUCAGUCUGCAGAACACUGAUUUGGUAUCUCAAACCUUUAAAUUGCACUUAACACAUGUUAAAGAAGGGUUUUCUUGAAUUAUUUUUCUUGAUUCUUCAAAUAGUAAGUCCUUGUAGGUAAAAUCCCAUUGAACAGACCAAGUUGAGGGACCCAUUCCCAAGCAGUGGGAUGACAGGCUAAAAGGAAGCUGAAUUAGUUUAAUGAAACUAGGCUUCAGAAGAAUCUUAGAUGACAAAAGCUAAUGUAACUGAAGAGACUUUCAGGUUACGUCCACUCUACUCAAACUUGAGUGAGGAUUCUCUAGAAUGCAUCAGAGUAAGCCUUUACAUGGUGCAGCUUUCAGCAUCUGUCCAGCAAUCACCAGUGCAAUAAAUGUAUGGAUUCUCUUAGCAUCCCAUGUAGGUCUGUGCAUGCUAUUUCAGCUGUUCAGUUUUCCUUCUGGUUAAAGAACCAGGAGCUUUCAAUUAAUUAUCUGUAUCAGCAUCAUCAUUAACUAGCAGGAGUCAUCAGUAAAUCACACUAGAGAUACCUAGUAAAUAACACUAGAGGAUAAAAACUCCAAAACAUUUGAGCUCUGAAGAAACUAAGUAGUUUCACCAAAAGCUACUGUUCUGAUUAAUACAUUCUUUAUAAGGUCACUAGGAGAUAGUGAUAUUUAAGUUGCAUACCAUUCAACUGCUUUAUCAAUGAACAGGUUUUUGCCCUUUUGUUGGCUUAUUGAAAAUGUGGAGUCUCAAAUGUGAUGAGGGAAAGAAUCUUUUUUUCUAAAUGGGCAUUGUCUACCUUGUUUUAUUCCAGAGCAUAAUGACUUUAAAAAAAAACAUUUCAACUAAGUGACUUAGACAUGUAGAAGGGAAAAAAACACAUUUUAAUGUAUACUUUCCCUGUCUUCCAAAGCACUCGGUGGGAAACAACUUAAAAUGCAUUUGUGUCUCUGGUUCCUUGAUUUCACCAUCAAUAGCUACUGAUGUUAGAGCUUUAUUAUGCUUUGCUUAAUAUAAUAACAAGCACAGAGACUAAGUGCUGAAUGAGAUCAAAUAUGACCUAGUCCUUUCAAAGCAAAUCUGUUUUUUUCCUUUUGGAAAGCACCAAUAAACCUCUAGGUCCUCAAGUCACAGCUUUGCACUGCUGUACCUUUAUCUGUCGAUCUUUCAAAAUGAUUCUUACUCUAAUGCAGUGUAUUGACAUCUCUAUCUUUCCAGUUAAGUUUGCCUUGGAGCAUUAGUGACCUUGUAGACUGGCCAAGUUUUUUUUUUGUUUUGUUUUUAAGCAGAGUACAUAUCUUUCCCUUCUUCCUGCUUACAUGUUCUUUGCUGCUGUUCUGCAACUUAUAAGCAUGUAUUUGAAAACCAUACUGAAACCCUUAGACAUUUAUGUUCUUGUGGGAUGAUUCAUAAAAUAUUAUGUGAAAUAAUUCUAGUAAAUAUACAAAAUAAGUUGGAAUUUACUUCCCCAGACCUUUUUAAAAGGAAAAAAAUCAAAUGUAUCAAAACAACUGAUACUGAAAUGUAUGUAGAAAUAUAUAUUUUUCAUUUCCAACAUGAACCACCCCUUUUUUUAAAUAAUUAAACUUCUCUCUUUAUAGUAAAAUUGAACAUCUAACAUCAUUACACCUGGCUCCUAAUCCUCUGGUUUGGGGAACACUUUAGGUAUUAUAGAACUGUGCCUAUUAUUGUUGAAAACACUGAGAUUUUGCUACAAAAAAGUCAAGUCUUGUUGAUACUGUGAUUUUGUCUUAAAUUCCCUUGAUGAACUCUUUUCCCCUUCAGCAGUGUUCUUUAUUUCCCCCAGCUGCCAGUGCUAGGGUAAG